Molecule: messenger RNA, 624 nt
Organism: Entrophospora sp. SA101
Lineage: Eukaryota; Fungi; Glomeromycota; Glomeromycetes; Entrophosporales; Entrophosporaceae
Source: the annotation of a GenBank genome assembly
AUGUACAAAGUUAGUCUUGUCACAGACUUUUUGCUUUUGGCUUCCUUUCAAGAUAGAAAAACAGUCAUCAGCUGUUUCCAACUUUUCAAAGAAGGUAUCAAGAAAAAUCAACAAAGAGAAAAGACGAAAGCUACUACUCAAGCUGCCUCAUUAGAAUACCUCAAUAUUUUCAGAAAAACAAUGGGCACUGAAGUGGGACGUCUAUAUGAUAGCUUUGCUUGGAUUAUAUACACUUGUUAUAAUCCUGUGAAUAAAAAGAUAAAAUCAUUGGUGAUUUUUAAAUUAAGAGAACAUAAAAAAGCACAUAUCUCUGUAUCCAGCCAAAAAAGUCUAGAAGGUGUUUCCAAUAUUAUUUCUGACGGAAAUAAUGAAAUUAGUGAGGGGUAUGAUAUUCAGAAAGGAAUCAAAUAUGCUAUUGAAAAUUCACAGGAUAUUGGGUUGUUAGAGUAUGAUGAACCUCUCCUGUCAUCAAUUAUUGAUGUUAGUGAUCCACCACAUUGGCUUGAAAAAUCAUUCACAGACGAAAUUUGGAAUGUCAUAGCAGACCCAAGUUGUUUGUAUACUAAGAGACAUUCAUUAAAUAUUUUUAAUGAUGAUAUUAAAGAACAUAUAAAAGAUCAUUAG